AUGAACACCCUCCGCUCCCUCCUCUCCUGCUUGCCCAUGAAGGGCAAAAAACAAGACUUCUACACCGAACUCAUUUACGACACCACAGACGGCGAGAAGAUAGCUAUCUACCUGGAAGAUGAUGCCAUCCCUUACACAGACGAGGACAUCCCCCUCUACCGCGACGAAGACACCGCCGAAAAGGAGAAGACACCCUCGACCUCAGGCAAAGAGGAUGCCCUCAUGCCAUACACAGACGGAGACAUACUUUUCUCCCACGGCCAUAUCGAUAAAGACUUAAUUGCCGACCCUGUGCCUCUUCACGUCGAGAAUGCCAGCCUUUUCCCGUCUUCUCCAGCAAUGCCUUUCCCCAAUCCAGCACACGCUAUCCUCCCCUCUCUCCCAAAUCAACACCUCUUCCCUUCCCCCUUCACUUUCUCCACCAAACUCCCAAAUCUGAAAGAAAUUCCUAGCCCAGAAGACCAACAAGUCGCCCUGCGCUUCGUCACCCUCCUCGUUACACUCCCUUCCACCCAUCCAACACCCGCCCAGCUCACAGCAGUCCUCUUCCACACAGUCGACGCAAUCGGACAAGGCAGGGAGAACCUCGGUCCAGCAAUGAGAGAGGCUUUGGAUGAAAUCGUGCCUGUGGCAGAUGAAGUUUUUAACUUCCCCCGGAACCACCCAGAGAGUUUGGGGGGUUUCCUUAUGAUUGUGGGGGUCGGGGUACUGGGGGAGAUGAUUGGAGGGUGGGCGGUGGGGAAAUUGGGGUUUGUUUUUGAGAAUUUGAAUGAUGUUGAAGGGGAAGGGGAGAUUGGGGAUGGUUUCGUGGGGGAAAUGGGGAUGGGGGAGAUGGGGGAACAAUAUAUGGGAACUGAUAGUGCGAGGAUGAGGGCUAGGGUUGUCUAUGGGGAGGAUAGUCCACAAGUUAAGAUCAAGGAAGGAACGGUGGCCGAGUGGUGGAUGCGCGAGUACGCCGCCUACAUCCCUCCCGGCUCAGUGGAGGAGUAUCUUCGCCUACUGGACCUUCAAGACGACGACUAA
This is a messenger RNA of Thermochaetoides thermophila DSM 1495, 1023 nucleotides long. RefSeq lists its product as uncharacterized. The coding region runs from base 1 to 1023 and encodes 340 amino acids. Lineage: Eukaryota; Fungi; Ascomycota; Sordariomycetes; Sordariales; Chaetomiaceae. The record is from RefSeq and is a predicted model, not a curated record. The transcript has a single exon.